Molecule: messenger RNA, 1168 nt
Organism: Hemiscyllium ocellatum (epaulette shark)
Lineage: Eukaryota; Metazoa; Chordata; Chondrichthyes; Orectolobiformes; Hemiscylliidae
Gene: nenf
Product: neudesin neurotrophic factor
Exons: 4
Coding region: 62-565 (167 amino acids)
Cellular component (GO): membrane; endomembrane system
Source: RefSeq, a predicted model, not a curated record
UCUGUGUGUUGAAGUUGUUUCCUGUGUUGACAGUGUGAGGAAGUUUGUGAGAGGCGAGAGUAUGUCGUUUCCUGCAGUUAGACGCUGUGCCUGUGUUGUUCUCAUUAGUCUGCUCGCUUUAAAUGUGCUGUUUGGAGAAAAAGUCAAAUUGAAAGGUUCACCUCCGCAGACAGCUGUCCGCCUGUUUACCGACACUGAAUUGGCCAAAUACAAUGGAGAAGAGAAAGAUCAACCUAUCUACAUGGCAAUUAAGGGAGUCGUGUUUGAUGUGACUUCAGGGAAAGAAUUUUAUGGAAAAGGUGCCCCAUACAAUGUACUGGUGGGGAAAGACUCCACUCGAGCCGUGGCAAAAAUGUCCUUGGAACCUGGAGACCUGACACACGACACGACUGGACUCACUGAAGAGGAACUGAAUUCCCUUGAUGAUUUAUUCAAUGACUUAUACAAGGCCAAGUAUCCUAUUGUUGGCUAUACAGCGCGUCGAAUUCUUAAUGAAGAUGGCAGCCCCAACAAAGAUUUUAAACCUGAAGAUCAGCCCCACUUUAGCAUUAAAGAUGAAUUUUGAUCCCUGUUUAAUAUUAUAAUUUUUUUCAUGUUUUUUGUACUAAUUUAGUAUCUGUAGUCCAAACACUAUGUUGUAUAAAGUUUUUUUAUAUUAUAACAGAAGAAAAAAUGGUUCCCUGUGUACUUUUGUAUUGGGCAGUAACCCCUUUAAAAAUCAAGCACUGUAGUCUUGAACUGUGGUAUGAAAAUUGAUUUCCAUUUUAUAGGCAGUCCAUUAUUAGAGUUUGUAUAUCUUUUCAAAACUAGGAAGGGAAUUCCUAUCAAAUAAGACCAGUAUAUUUAAGUUCUAUGUUUUUCUUGUAUGAUGUUUAAUAAAUGGUGUGUUUUGAAAAAUUGAGACUUUUUUAACAAUACAAGCGUAGUGUAGAUCUUGCAGCUGCUCCUGAGAUAUCCGACUCACUUAAAUUUUUAUUAUAGCUUUAUGACCGUUCUUAGAUUUUAUACUGCAUUGAUAUUUUUCAUUUUCAUUAACAUUAAAAAAAACACAAACCGAACAAAAAAUUGUGGGUUUUUCCCAAAUGGACUUUUUUUAACAAGGUUUUGAAUGGCUGAAGUAUUUUCUUAUUCUAAAUUUAGAAGCUUAAUAAAACUAUGCAUUAAAGGA